AUGGUGCUUCCUGUGCCCUUAUAUGAGCUUCGCUGUGGUGUCAACAACUAUGACUGGGGUGUGCACUAUCCCACUACUCACCCCCACAUUCACAUCUCACUUAUACACCCCCCUUUCUUUCUUGUAGGAAAACCUGGGUCGACCUCCCGUGCCGCUCAAUUUGCCGCGGCAUCAUCAAUCGGGAUUGCAAUUAACGAGGAUAAGCCAUACGCCGAGCUUUGGAUGGGAACACAUCCGACCCUGCCGUCGACUGAUGUAGCGUCUGAGAGAAGCCUACGGGAUCUCGUAUCCGACAACGAGUCGUUACUAGGGCCAGCUGUUGUUGGCAAAUUUGGAGCCGGGACUCUUCCAUUCUUAUUCAAAGUUCUCAGCAUUGGCAAGGCCUUGAGCAUCCAGGCGCACCCGGACAAAAGAUUGGCCGAGCAGCUGCACGCAGACGACCCGAAGAACUAUCCCGAUGAUAACCACAAACCCGAGAUGGCCAUCGCCAUCACGCCAUUCACGGGGCUUUGUGGCUUCCGCCCUUUGUCUGAAAUAGACCAUUUUCUCUCAACCGUUCCAGCAUUGCGAAACCUCCUUGGGUCGGCAGCAAUUGAUUCCUUCAAGAAUUUGCUAGCUUCUGAGAAUGAGGCAGACAGAAAACGAGGACUUCGGGAUUUAUAUGCAGAACUAAUGACUUCGGAUUCUGUUGCAAUCGCUUCAGGUGCAGAGUCUUUGGUGAGAGCUGCCAAAAGCCAACCUGACACAUUUGCGGGAGGUACCCUCCUUUCAAAUGGAGGGUCAUUCUCCGAUCUCAUUAUCGAGCUCAACAAUCAAUUCCCGUCCGACGUGGGCCUUUUUUCAACGUUCUUCCUCAAUUUCGUUUCACUGUCUCCUGGCCAGGCAAUGUUCCUCCAAGCUAACGAACCACACGCGUAUCUUUCAGGCGACAUAAUCGAGUGCAUGGCGGCAUCUGACAAUGUUGUCCGCGCUGGAUUUACCCCAAAAUUCAAAGAUGUCAAAACUUUGAUUAAAAUGCUCACAUAUCGAUCAGCUCCGGUUUCUGCGCAGGUUAUGAACCCGACUCCCUAUCCUUUUGGAAUACUAGACCUGAAUACAAAAUCGGAAUCUCUUUUAUACAAUCCUCCUAUCGAAGAGUUCUCUGUGAUACGAACAACUCUAGAGAACGGCUCAGUAGAAUUCCAAGGCAUUCUCGGGCCGAGCAUCAUCAUUUUCACAGCUGGAACUGGUGAGAUUAGGGGAGGCGGGAUUGUUGGCGAGAAAGUCGUCUCAAUCCGUCCCGGAACUGUGGUAUUUGUGGGUGCUGGGUUGUACAUUCAAAUUGAAGGUACUGGGAUCGAAGGCUAUCGAGCAUUCUGUAGCGUGGAACAAGACUGA
Orbilia oligospora ATCC 24927 is the source of this 1377-nucleotide messenger RNA. RefSeq lists its product as uncharacterized. The transcript is spliced from 5 exons. Lineage: Eukaryota; Fungi; Ascomycota; Orbiliomycetes; Orbiliales; Orbiliaceae. Gene Ontology annotation, cellular component: cytosol. Gene Ontology annotation, biological process: carbohydrate metabolic process; GDP-mannose biosynthetic process. Bases 1 to 1377 code for a protein of 458 amino acids. The record is from RefSeq and is a predicted model, not a curated record. Gene Ontology annotation, molecular function: zinc ion binding; mannose-6-phosphate isomerase activity.